Molecule: messenger RNA, 4247 nt
Organism: Megalops cyprinoides (Indo-Pacific tarpon)
Lineage: Eukaryota; Metazoa; Chordata; Actinopteri; Elopiformes; Megalopidae
Gene: gpr155a
Product: G protein-coupled receptor 155a
Exons: 17
Coding region: 370-2832 (820 amino acids)
Biological process (GO): transmembrane transport; G protein-coupled receptor signaling pathway; intracellular signal transduction
Cellular component (GO): membrane
Molecular function (GO): G protein-coupled receptor activity
Source: RefSeq, a predicted model, not a curated record
CGAUAUUAUGGAACUCGGGAUGUCGUAACCCACGACACGGGAGCGAUAUCAAAGAGGCACAGGCGGUUCAAACUGAUUCAGCAGCCGUAACCGGAGGUGCCAUUGAAGGACAAACGCUGGAGAUCGGCAGAAUUUCCCCGCCCAAUACAGCCUAUCCAUUGGCGCAGCUGUAACGUUACCACACCAAAAAACCCCAGCGAGACGCUCAACGUGUGGCUUGCGAGCUAGUCAGUCGACAGCAUCACUCCAACGUGUUCAUCGUGAAAGCUGAGAGAGGUUAGUAAUGCUGCCAUGGUUUGUGCCAGCGACUGGGCAGUAGCUCUCUGCUCCUGUAGUUGAUCUGUGAGGGCGCCUGCGCUCCUGGUCGCCAUGGACGCCGUUUUCGCGGUCCGGUUUGGGCAAAACGUGUCCGCCGAGCCCUCGGCGCCGGCGAUGUCAAUCGACCGGCUCUUCCCGGCGCUGCUCGAGUGCUUCGGCAUUAUCCUGUGCGGCUACGCGGCGGGGCGGGGCGGCGUCAUCACGCCCGCGCAGGCCAAGGGGCUGGGCAACUUCGUGUCCAAGUUCGCCCUGCCGGCCUUGCUCUUCAAGAACAUGGUGCUGUUGGACUUCGGCAACGUGGUCUGGUCCUUCCUGUGGAGCAUCCUGGUGGCCAAGGUGGCGGUGUUCGCCAUCGUGUGCGUGCUGACGCUGCUGGUGGCCGGGCCCGAGAGCCGCCUCAGCAAGGCCGGGCUGUUCGCCAUCUUCGCCACGCAGAGCAACGACUUUGCCCUGGGGUACCCCAUCGUUGAGGCCCUGUACAGAAACACCUACCCUGAGUACCUGCAGUACAUCUACCUGGUGGCGCCGGUGUCUCUGAUGCUCCUGAACCCGAUCGGGUUCGCCCUCUGCGAGGUCCAGAAGUGGCGGGAGAACCGGGACCGGCAGCGGAGCAAGCUGCAGAUCGUGGGCCUGGUGGGCCUGCAGGUGCUGAAGAACCCCAUCGUCUUCAUGGUGAUCGUGGGCAUCGCCUCGCACUUCCUGCUGGGCCAGAAGGUGCCCGUUUUCAUGGGCGAGUUCGUGGACGGCCUGGCCAACUCCUUCGGCGGGGCGGCGCUCUUCUACCUGGGCCUGACCAUGGUGGGCCAGCUGGGGAAGCUGACCCGGUCCACCGUGGUGGCGCUGAUUCUGCUCAUCACGGCCAAGCUGCUGGUGAUGCCGCUGAUCUGCCGGGACAUGGUGGAGCUGUUGGACAGGCCUCACAGCGGCUCCCCCAACCACAGCAGCCUGUCCAACUAUGCCUUCCUGUACGGGGUCUUCCCCACGGCGCCCAGCGUGGCCAUCUACGCCGCCCACUACAACAUGGAGAUCCAAGUGGUCACCUCGGGAAUGGUGAUAAGCACGUUUCUCUCCGCCCCGAUCAUGUACGUUUCCGCCUGGCUGCUGACGAUCCCGGGGAUGGACCCCAAGCCCCUGAUGGCCGCGCUGCAGAACGUCAGCUUCAACAUAAGCAUCAUCAGCUUGGUGGCUCUGGUGUGGACUGUCAGCGUCAUGCUGCUGAGCAAGAAAUUCAGGAGACUCCCACACAUGCUCACCAUGAACCUGUUCCUGGCCCAGUUUCUGGUUUGCGUGGGUAUGAUCCUGUGGUACUUCAUCGUGACGCAGGACAAUUUCGUGGGCCAGGUGUUUACCUUUGCUCUCCUCUACGCCUCACUCUACAGCACCUACGUGUGGACGGGCCUGAUCGCCCUCUCCCUGCUGCUGAUGAAGAAGGAUGAUGAGCUGAAGGUUCGGCCGGGGAUCUUCGUGAUCGUGGGCUGGGGAAUCCCCGCCCUUUGUGUGGGAAUCCUCCUCAUCGCUGGGGAGAAGAUGACUGAUAACGUUGACUCCGCCUUCUUCUACGGAAGACCCCAGAUCAUCACUACCACGGUGGUGCUGGCCUGCAGCAUCGUCCUGGGAGGUAGCUCUCUGAUGGGCCUCAGCCGGGGGACCCAGGACUCCAGCUACCAGGCCCUGGAGCAGGGCUCCGUCUCGGGCACCGGCGAGGACCCGAGGCCCCGGAGUGACUCAGAGAGCCAGGCCACACUGGAGCCGGCUCCCCCGGCGGGCAGCAUUAAUACAGAGUGCCAUAUGUGUGACUGUGGUCAAGCUGAGCCCAUGCCCGACAUGAUCGUCAGCACCCACAUGAACAACACAUCACCCGUGCAGCCAGGCCAGUGUGGGGCGCACUGCGAGUCCCCUAGCUGCCUGCUGGCCCAAGAAGAGGAGCUGCGGCAGGGGGCCGACAGACAGGUGGCCCGGCAUGUGCUGCUCUGCCUGCUUCUCACCGUCAGCCUGCUGGCCAACCUGUCCAGCUGCCUGUGGUGGCUGUUUAACAGCGUCCCAGGGAGGCUUUACUUGGAGCUGCAGUUCUUCUGUGUUGUUGCCAAUUUUGGACAGGGCUUUAUUUCAUUUGGGAUUUUUGGGCUGGAUAAGCACUUGAUCAUCCUCCCAUUCAAAAAGAGGCUGGCCAGUCUGUGGCACGGCAGGGAGCGGGCGGAGGAGCCCCAGGCCGCGGUGUCGGAGGAGAUCCGGCUCACCUGCACGCAGUUCGUCCGCUACCACAAGGACCAGUGUGUGCAGGACAUCGUGAAGAAGAGGAGGUGUGGGGAGAGGACCGUGGUGGGCACCUUCCUGGGCAGCGAGCUGGUGGACUGGCUGCUGCGCGCGGGCCUGGCGCGGGACAGGGGCGAGGCCGAGCUGUACGGGACACAGCUGGCGGAGGGCGGGGUGCUCCGCCACAUUGGCCACGACUUGGAUUUCCGGGACGACGGCCUGUACUACCGCUUCGCCGACGGCGGCAGGCCGGAGCGGUAGGGGGACGGCGGGAGCGCUGCGGGGUCCCGGGCGCUUUGGGGAGCAGCGGAUCACCACCUCCAGCCAGAGGUGAUUUUUAAAGGCACCAGCUGCUUCUGGACAUGACUAACCCUGCCUUGCGCAUUAGAAUACAGUGUUUACUUACAGUUAGAACGAAAGAGGGUCUAACACACACACCUGCUGCUUUCUUCCUGCGACUCUGGGGAUUAGAUGCAAGACCAGCGACGCACAUGAAUAUGAACUCAUGGGCGGCGCCCGUAUCGCCCAGGGUGGACUUUAUACGGCAGUGAGGCCACUAAGCAGACUGCACUGAGUACCUGGAGAGUGUUCACUGGACCUUAGGGUACAGGGCGUCCCAGCAUUAAAGAUGACAAGUCACAUUAUUGUGACUCAUUUUUUUAGGUUCAGUAAAUGACAAUCUCGCAGAUUCCCUUUGGUCUGAGUGAAAGACGCACUCCCUGAGAGUUGUGCUUUCAGGGCCCUGUCUUUUGGACUGCCGUGCAAGACAGACCAAACGUCUUCCAGAGCACAAUCUCUCUACCGCUCUCUGCGUGAGGGAGGAGCUGUCUGACGAAACGCCUGUCUUCCACAGUCGAGAGGCCUGUGCCACAGGGGAUUCGCAUGGAGCCCUCGGCCUCAGCAGUUUAAUUAAACAGUGACCUACUUCACCAGCUACACUUCCAUAAAGGUUAACAUAUGUGAUGCUAAGACUAUGCUAAGAAUCACUUUGACUAGAGGGCAUUCCAUAAGAUGUGGAGUUUUGAGUUAAGUACAUAUCACAUAUGUUGGUGGAUGCUUUCAUUUAGUAACCCUUUUGUAAUUGUAGUUUGGAUCAGAAUUCAUCCAUAACCGCCAUCACUAAUUCAAGCUGAGCCCAGAUCUGUUAAAAAAUGCAUUUCAGCUCCCGCUGUGUGAUACUCGAAAGAACUGGUAAUCAGAGCAGAUUUUGUUCAAGGCCUCUUUAAAAACACUCAUGUCUGUUGUGUUGCAAAGGGCAUUUCCUCCGCCGUUCAGCUGCAGUCGUGUUAUUCUUGUGCUUCAAGUUUCACUUCCCUCAAGUUCAAAAAUAAUACUUUCAAACCUCAGGAAGCGCCAGGCACUCACAGCUGAGAGAACCUCGUGAAGGGCCUCACAGCUGAGUGGUCUGCGUUGUGUAAGAGAGGUCAAAGAGGUCAAGGCUACAACUGACAUCAUGACACUGGACAUCCUUUAAGAUGUGACUCGGAACAGAAUUCUGAUGUGCGUUCAGCAUUUCAUUUGCACUUUUUUGCCAGCGAUGGUGAAUUCAGGCAGCUGGGUUUUUUAUAAAUACAGCAUGAGUUAAGUAUGUAACGUGUUCAUCAGAAUAACUAUUAUCAAAACAGUGAUUUUAUUGUUCAAGUGUUAAAAAAAAGCCUGUUAUCUCUGACAGUGUU